Molecule: messenger RNA, 1626 nt
Organism: Lasiodiplodia theobromae
Lineage: Eukaryota; Fungi; Ascomycota; Dothideomycetes; Botryosphaeriales; Botryosphaeriaceae
Product: F-box domain cyclin-containing protein
Exons: 2
Coding region: 1-1626 (541 amino acids)
Molecular function (GO): protein binding
Source: RefSeq, a predicted model, not a curated record
AUGGAUCAAUUACCUCCCGAGAUUGUGGCCUUGGUCGUAUCCUUCCUGGACGAGGGGAAUGUCGGCGCUUACGCAACAGUCUCUCGCCAAUGGCAAGUCGCCAUCGAGAACGUCACUUUCCGCAGACUCCGCGUGCAGAGCAGCGAACUCGCCUUGUUCUCCGAAAGACUGGCACAUCCGCGUCGCAGAGCCACACUAGGCGAGAUCGCCUACGAGGUCAUCCUGCCCGCCUAUUCGGUGGACCGGUGCGCCAAGUUCGAGCGGAGGCGGGAGCGCGAAGUCAACAACGCCGCGUUCAACAAAGCAAUCACCGAACUUUUCGCACUGCUGAAGAGCUGGGAAGAGGAGGACGGAGGAAGAAGCGGACAACACCACGCCGUCCGGCCGGGAGGAGGCUGCCGAGGAAUCUCACUGCAUCUGGGCGCCUACGCUCUGACGGAUGUAGCGACGCCGCGGCCGCUCGAUUGGUACCGGGAUCUCGGCGAGCACCGGUACGAGAAGUCGGUUCUGGGAUGGGUGGACCUGGAGAACGUGCCUGAGGUCCGCCGGAUCACCGAGUUGCACACGCCGGGAUCCAGCGCCUCCACGAGGCAGUUGAGGGCGGCGUCCGUCGCCCAGAUCGCGUCGAAGCUGCCGAAUUUGGCGAAGGUGUGGUGGAGUCUGAAUGAUUGUGCGUUCUCCGAAGAUGAGAUCCGGCACAAGUAUCGAAAAGAUUUCGCCGACGCGCUUUUGACAAUCGACAAUCAACAUUUGACGGACUUCAGCUUGUUCCUUCAUCUGGAAGAUCCGCAAAACGAUGGUUUCCAGAUGCCUAGUGGUACCAAUCCGGCUGACCCAGGUGUCGAUGAGCUGAGCAUAGCUCUCCAUACCUUGCUGUCCACCUCUCCCAAACUUCUCAAUUUCAAGCUCUUCAUGACUCUUUCGCCUAGCAUUUUCGGUCCCGAUUCUGUGUCCUCCUCCUCAUCAUCAUCAAAUGGCCCCUCUUCCCAGGGAGUCAGAUGGCCGCAACUUCGCAAAGCGGAGAUCCAGAUGGGCCGGACGACCGCCGCCGGCACGUGGCUAUACAAAACCCCGCCUCUGACAGACGCGGACCAAGCUGCCUGGGUCGACCGCGAACUCGACAGCGACUACUCAAUGUCAUCGUACAUGACGUCUUGGUCUUCCGAGGAGGACGUCGAUCCGGACGACUCGGACUGGGCCGAGACGUAUCACCCAUGGCACGACGGCCUCAUAACCGGCCAGCGCCCGCGCCGGUACUUCAGGUGUCAGGUAGAUACGACGGUGCUCGAGCCAUUCAUAUUGGCUGCGUCGAGGAUGGUGAUGGAGGCGAAAAAGGGGGAGGCCGGGAUGGCGGAAAGAAACGUGCCGAGGCUGGAGGCGUUGGAGAUUCAAGUGGGUGAAGAUGCGGGUGGUUGGGAUUCCGAUAGAGAGAAACAGAUAUAUUGGGCGUGCUUUGAUGGACGGGUCGAGGAUGGGGGCAAGAGGAAGGUGGAGGUGGUUACGGUACCUGGUAAUUCCGCAGAGCCUCCGUCGUGGAAUCCGUCCAAGCAGUUGAGGGAACUGUGGGAGGAUUGGGUGGGAGAGGAUGGGAAAUUGGACAUUCGUCUUUCUGAGGAUUAUUAUUGA